AUGACCAAUUCCACUACCGUGACUGAAUUUCUCCUUGAAGGCUUUGGUAUUUCGUGGGAGCUAAGGUUGCUGAACUCCAUGCUAUUUCUGCUUAUGUACUUGUUUACUCUUUUUGGAAAUCUUCUUAUUGUCACAGUCACAACAUUUGACCAGAACCUUCACACACCUAUGUACUUUUUUCUCAGAAAUCUAUCAAUGUUAGACAUGUGCUACAUUUCUGUCACUGUACCCAAUGCCUGUGUGGCCUCUCUCACCAACAGUAGGACCAUUUCAAUAGUCGGCUGUGCAACUCAGGUAUUCUUGGUCAUCUACUUUGCGAUUGUAGAGAUGAUGUUUCUCACUAUUAUGGCCCGUGACCGCUAUGUAGCCAUCUGCCAACCCCUCUAUUACCCAGUCAUCAUGAAUUACCAAUUUUGUGUCAGGAUGACCCUGGCUUCCCUGAUCAGUGGCCUAAUCUAUUCAGGGGUGCACACAGGCAACACAUUCCACUUACCCUUCUGUCAGUCCAAUGUGAUCCAUCAGUUUUUCUGUGAUGUCCCCUCUCUGCUAAAACUCUCCUGUUCCGACACAUCUAGUAAUGAAAUAUUGAUUCUUGUAUCUGCCAUUGUGGUUUGUGGUGGCUGCUUUAUCUUCAUUGCCAUUUCAUAUAUUUGCAUAUUUUCUACUGUGCUCAAGUUUCCCACUGGAGAGCGAACGAAAGCCUUUUCCACUUGUGUCCCUCACAUCCUCGUGGUUUCUGUUUUUCUUACUUCAAUAGCCUACGUGUGUCUAAAACCUUCAGUAGCCUCUGAAACAAAUCAGAGCAUCAUUCCUUCUGUACUUUAUACCAUUGUCCCUCCACUGUUGAAUCCCAUUAUCUAUAGUCUUAGAAAUAAACAGGUAAAGGGAGCAGUAAGAAAGGUGAUGUUUAGAAAGAUUUACUGA
Messenger RNA from Sorex araneus (European shrew), 924 nucleotides. Its product is annotated as olfactory receptor 14C36. Lineage: Eukaryota; Metazoa; Chordata; Mammalia; Eulipotyphla; Soricidae. Gene Ontology annotation, biological process: G protein-coupled receptor signaling pathway. The transcript has a single exon. Gene Ontology annotation, cellular component: membrane. Gene Ontology annotation, molecular function: G protein-coupled receptor activity; olfactory receptor activity. The record is from RefSeq and is a predicted model, not a curated record. Bases 1 to 924 code for a protein of 307 amino acids.